CGAAACGUCAAACCGAGAGUUCAAAGGAAAAGCGCAGCGGAGAAGCGAAAAAAUCCCAAGUCGUCCGUCGCGUAUCGUGUCAAAUUCGUCGAGAAGCAGUCCUCGUCUCAUCAGCCAUCAUUUUCGGACCUGGGGCUGGUGUCGUCGUCGUCGUCGCGAAACAAAAAAAAAAGUGGAAGAGAAAGGGGCCUCGUAGCAAAUUCGUCGUCGUCUUAUCGUGUCGUGUGUCGCGUUGGAAUUGGUGUAUUUUUCGUUUUCGUUUGGUUUUCUUUUCUGAAGUUCUGGAAGAGGACGGUUCCACGGGCAGACCUUUGAACUCGGAGCCAGUCGCCACCCCGUUGCUGCCAUCCCCUCGAGGGGAAAGGAGUUUCGAAACAAGCAAGAGCAAGGAGAUUUGGGUAGUUUCGGGCAGUGUCUCCCUGCGGAAUCGAUCCUCGGGACAAGGGCAACAGUGACAGGCACAGCAAAAUCAGCCAUCCGGAGCUCCGUGGAAGAAGCAAAUUUACAGUUUACAAAUCUACCACAAAGAGCGAGUGAGAGAGCGAGGGACGACACAGCAAGGAGGGGCUGCUCAAAGCAAAAAGACAGAAAGGAAAAAAAAAACCUGUCACAAGGAACGACCCCGCAAUGGCGAAAACGUACGAUUACCUGUUCAAGCUGCUGCUGAUUGGCGAUUCCGGUGUCGGCAAGACGUGCAUCCUGUUUCGGUUCUCCGAGGAUGCGUUCAACACGACCUUCAUCAGCACCAUCGGAAUCGACUUCAAAAUCCGGACAAUCGAGCUGGAUGGCAAGAAGAUCAAAUUGCAGAUUUGGGACACGGCCGGCCAGGAGCGCUUCCGGACGAUCACGACCGCGUACUACCGGGGCGCGAUGGGCAUCAUGCUGGUGUACGACAUCACGCAGGAAAAGUCGUUCGAGAACAUCAAGAACUGGAUCCGGAACAUCGAGGAGAACGCGUCCGCCGACGUCGAGAAGAUGCUGCUCGGCAACAAGUGCGAGCUGAACGAGAAGCGCCAGGUGACCCGGGACCGAGGUGAACAGCUGGCGGUCGAGUACGGGAUCAAGUUUAUGGAAACGUCGGCGAAGGCGAGCAUCAACGUGGACGAGGCAUUCUUCACGCUCGCCCGAGACAUCAAGUGUAAAAUGGAGAAGCGAAUGGAAGCGAACAAUCCUCCCAAGGGCGGACACCAGCUGAAAGCGUCAGAGCAACCCCGGAAGGCACCCAGUUGGUUAUCCAAGUGCAAUCUGUUUUGACCUUGUAAUAGUCCUAUUAAUUAUUGUAACUUUUUUAUAUAACAUACUAAAUAAUAACUGUAAUAAUAUAUACUGUGUAGAACGGCUAAGCGCGAGACGGGGACAAACCGAACCAGGGCCGACAACAAGAGUGGCACAUAUUAUUAUGAUUGGAAACGGAGGGUUGAAGUGUUGACUUCACACACAACACGGAAGAAAUUUACAUUCAAUUGAUGGAACUUUUUUUGAAGCCGAAAGUAACUCCCUCCAGGACAUCGUUCACAAACAGACACAAAAACGCAGGAAAACAAAAAUCGCGCGCGGUACGGUUUUUAAUUUAUUUACACAUUAUAAAGUGAAAGCGAAAAUCUAAUCCACUAGAAGACACAGACAACACACAUAGAAACGGGCGACCACCGGAACUAGAGGUCGUUAAAAAAAAGAAAUACUUAUGAUGUAAACCGACACCAGAACGAACACCCACUGAGGUCUAAAACCGAACCCCACUCUUCCUCCUUCCGCCACACUACUCCACUCCAUUCGAUUAGGGAUGUCCAACUAGAAGUGCACUAAUUUGAAAGCCCCCUUCCGCUCAAACCCCAAAUCCAUCCCUUCCGGUGCUAAUUGUCGAGUAAUACAACUUCACCACACACACUCACUCUCGGUCCACCCAAACACUUUCCACCCCACCCCCGGAAACCGGAAGACCGCGCCGCGCCGCGGUGGUUUGCAGAACGCAGGUUUGGACAGGGUAAAGAACACAUUCAUGCAGGCACUCCUUCACCACACCACUCACGCAAACAAAAUGGUCGCGCGCGCUCACCUUGGACAUCAAUAGGCGUAUUAUAAUAGGCGAUGAAAACGUACAUUCUCAAGUAUAAAACAAGAAAAAAAAGUAAUAAGGUAAAAUUAAAAGAAAGAAAAAUAAAACGAAGAAGGUUCGUUCGACGGACGCGGACGCGGGAAAUUUCACAGAAUUGCAAAAGUGUAACACAAGGAAACAAAAAAAAGGGUGAAACUCAUUUCAAUUGUCGUAACUAUUAUGUGGUUAAAUGGAGACAAACAAAAAAAAAAA
Messenger RNA from Culex quinquefasciatus (southern house mosquito), 2308 nucleotides. RefSeq names its product ras-related protein Rab-8A (gene Rab8). Gene Ontology annotation, cellular component: synaptic vesicle; plasma membrane; endosome. Bases 628 to 1254 code for a protein of 208 amino acids. The transcript is spliced from 5 exons. The record is from RefSeq and is a predicted model, not a curated record. Gene Ontology annotation, molecular function: GTPase activity; GTP binding. Lineage: Eukaryota; Metazoa; Arthropoda; Insecta; Diptera; Culicidae. Gene Ontology annotation, biological process: protein localization to plasma membrane; Golgi vesicle fusion to target membrane; protein secretion.